AUGCCGCUACAAGUGAAAUCAGCUGCCGAGAGGGCUCUUUCAAUUGUCGAGAAGUCUUCCCGUGUAAGAAUACAAGACCUUCGUGAUAAUAUUGGUGCAAGGACGACUGGUCGACAAGUGGGGAAAUCGGCGAAUCAGGGAGGCCAUACGCGCGGUGCGUUACAGCACGCAGCGAAGCCACCUCUGGGCUGGAUUUGGGGGAACUUCUUUAGCCCGUGGCAGAGGUUGUUCCCAGGAGAGAAGCAUUUCAAUGCGAACAUAAAUAUGCGUCGAGAAUAUAUCCCAUUAUCGUUAGUGGAACUGUCGCGCCUCAUUGAUCUUGGCUGGGUGAACCCAUUACUUCCUAUUGAUGCCGCCGUUCUCUUUGCUACUAGGAAAUUCGUUCUUCAAUCGAUAUCAAGACAAUAUGGGUUCCAUCUUACCGCUGAGGGUGCUGAUGAUUUCACCCAUAAAAUUGAUAUCGAAGUGCAGUAUGCGUCAGCGACAGCAAUUUCAGCGGUUGAGAGAACUGGAGGACGUAUUCGCGUUGCAUAUUAUGACUCUAGUGCUCUUCAGGCUGCCAUGGAUCCCCGAACAUGGUUCAAAUCAGGAAAGCCAGUACCUGCACGAAAAGCUCCACCACCAUCGUUAUUAGAGUUAUUGUACUACAGUGAUGCUUCAAAUCGUGGUUAUUUGGCUGAAUCAGCUGAACUAGCUCAGGCGAGAAAACGGCUUGCACUUGUUAUGGGAUACGAUUUACCAGAGAAGGAGAUCUCUAGUUUUUCCGCUUUUUUCCUUUGUGUUUUUCAUGGCAUCCCGCCUGGAGCAGUUGUUUCACUUGCCGACAAAAAGGUAUUUCUACCGAGUCACCCAGUAGUAAAAGAUUAUUACCAGAGGCAUUUUGUAGCCGACAAGUGUCUCCGAAUCUACUAA
This is a messenger RNA of Angiostrongylus costaricensis, 912 nucleotides long. Lineage: Eukaryota; Metazoa; Nematoda; Chromadorea; Rhabditida; Metastrongylidae. The record is from the annotation of a GenBank genome assembly.